AUGGUUCUACCGAGAAAGACCCUUCGUGUGUCCCACCUGGGAGGGAUCCAGGUGGGCUAUCGUCCGUCGCGAGAGAUUUUGGAUCAUUCCAAGCCCACGCUUGUCUUGUUCAAUCCAUUUACCACUACGGCCGACUACUACCUGCCUGAGUUUGAGAACGAAGCUCUCCUCCAGGCAGCCAAUCUUAUAGCGCUGGAGCCUUUGGGGCAUGGGCAUACGUUUCCGCAGAAGGCAGAAACAUACACCUACUGGGAUACUGCCAUCAUGACACUCCAGGCCUUGGACAAGCUCGGAGUCGAGAAGGUGUUUGCCGCGGGAACCUCGCAGGGCGGGUUCAUCGCUGCGAGAAUGGCACUUCUCGCGCCAGAGAGGAUUCAAGGCAUCAUCGCUAUCGGGUCGUCGAUGGACUCUGAGUCGCCACGAAGCCGCGACCUUGGCUGUUGGGAUGGCCCGGGAGCGACUUCGGGUCUUGUAACAUUGGCCGGCGAUCUUACUCCAGCUCACGACUUCGAACCAGGCAGCGGAUAUUGCGACUUUUUGAUGGACAUCGGGUUCGGAAAGACGGUCGACCAAAAGACCAAGGACUUUUGGGCCGAGACGAUUAAAAGCAACUACAGUGGAGACUCUGGGAAGAGAAGAAUCUGCCAGGCUGCGGUCAAUCUCGCUGGCCGCGAUGGGUUGCACGAGCGAUUGCCGUAUAUCCGCUGUCCCGUCCUGUGGUUACAGGGCACGGAUGAUGUCGUUUUCAGUGUCAAGAACGCGGAGGAAGAGAUCAAGCUCUUCACAAAUGCGACCGAGGCCAGAUUGGUCAAGUUCUCUGGGGGAGUCCAUUUUCUGAGCUGGACGCACAAGGAAGAGGUCGCUCGGGAACUGCUGGGUUUCAUUAGCAAAUGGGAAAGAGUGCCAAAAGCAUCACUAUGA
This is a messenger RNA of Fonsecaea multimorphosa CBS 102226, 921 nucleotides long. RefSeq lists its product as uncharacterized. Bases 1 to 921 code for a protein of 306 amino acids. Lineage: Eukaryota; Fungi; Ascomycota; Eurotiomycetes; Chaetothyriales; Herpotrichiellaceae. The transcript is spliced from 3 exons. The record is from RefSeq and is a predicted model, not a curated record.